Messenger RNA from Acanthosepion pharaonis, 1452 nucleotides. The record is from the annotation of a GenBank genome assembly. Lineage: Eukaryota; Metazoa; Mollusca; Cephalopoda; Sepiida; Sepiidae.
AUGGCUACAGUGUCAAUACAAGUAUCUAUUCUUGACUGGGGGUCGCCAAACAUCGCCGAAUCGUUCAAACUAUUUCGGCAACGUAUGGAGCUUUACUUCACCGUCAAGGCAACAAAACACGAAUACAAGGUGCCACUAAUUCUCCUCGCAGCCGGCGGAGAAGGCCUACGCCGAUACAACAGUUGGUCCAUGACAGACGACGACCGCAAGGACCCACAAAAAAUAUUCUCUGCCUUCAUGGAGCAGCUCGAACCGGCAAACAACCACCGCCUUGAUAUCCGGGUUGAUACUGUCCGUUUCUCCACUGAUCGCAUUGGACAACUGAGAAACUGUACAACAGCGGAUCCUUUGCUUAACCAGCUGAGAGAGACCAUCAUCACUGGAUGGCCAGAGACAAUCAAGCAGCUGCCCACUGACAUCAGAGUAUUCUGGGGUCUAAGAGACCAGCUCUCGAUUGAUGAUGGUCUUAUCCUCAAAGGACAACAAAUCGUCAUUCCCCAGACACUUCAAGAUGACAUCCUAAAACAGCUUCAUACCGAUCACUUAGGACAAGAGAAAAUAAAACUCCUCGCCAAGGACACUGUCUACUGGGUAAACAUAAAUAGAGACAUCGAGAAGUUCACAAAGUCAUGCAGCAUCUGCCAACAGCAUCAGCCAUCCCAAAUGCAAGAGCCCCUUAUGCAACAUGACAUCCCAACAAAGCCAUGGGACAUAGUUGGCACAGACCUGUUUGAUCUCCAUGGAAGUCAAUGGCUGAUCAUAGCCGACUAUUACUCCAAGUACCCUGUAGUCAAACACCUACCUGCUCACUCACCAAGCAGUGUUAUAGUAAACAUCACACACCAAGUCUUUGCAGAGUUUGGGAUACCAUCAAAGGUAGUCAAUGGACCACACUUUUCAAGUCACCUCUACCGUGAAUUCGCCAAAGAAUGGGGUUUCCACCAUGAGACCACUUCACCUCGGAGACCACAGGGAAAUGGUUUCAUAGAACGGCAGAUAAGAACUGUCAAGAACAUCCCCAAAAAAGCCAAGCAGUCGGGAACAACGCCUGAAAUUGUGCUGCUGCACUGGCGCUGUACUCCAAUUUCAAACGUCAUACCAAACCCUGCACAACUACUCAUGGGUAGACGAAUCCAAUCUCCACUGAUUACCAAAAUCAGAAACGAUCACCAAGAUCAGGAUCAGAUAUAUAGUGCGAUUCAACAACGUCAACAAAACCAAAAGAGGUACUUUGACCGACAUGCACUCAAGGAGGAACUACCACCCCUGUACUGUGGCCAAAGGGUAAGGGUACAAAACCCUAUGUCUGGAAGCUGGAACCCAGCGACUGUAGUAUCCCAGGCAGAUGGUCACCGCUCAUAUCUCCUGGAGAAUGUCAAUGGGUAUGUGCUGCGAAGAAACCGGCAACACAUAAGGAGUAUCACAUUGGCGCCUGACCCACAACCGUCGUAA